Molecule: messenger RNA, 6333 nt
Organism: Artibeus jamaicensis (Jamaican fruit-eating bat)
Lineage: Eukaryota; Metazoa; Chordata; Mammalia; Chiroptera; Phyllostomidae
Gene: NPC1L1
Product: NPC1 like intracellular cholesterol transporter 1
Exons: 19
Coding region: 105-4094 (1329 amino acids)
Cellular component (GO): membrane
Molecular function (GO): lipid carrier activity
Source: RefSeq, a predicted model, not a curated record
UCUGGCAGGGUGUCCGCCUUGCGGUGUGUCCCCUGGCCCCAGCCCUUAGCUUCGUCUGACUGUGGCCUGGCCCCACUUUCCUCAAAUCCCUUCCUGGCGCUGGCAUGGCCAAGGCCGUCCUGAAGGGCUGGCUGCUCUGGGCCCUGCUCCUGCCGUCGGCCCGGGCCCAGCUGUACACACCCACACACCAGCACGGCUACUGUGCCUUCUAUGAUGAGUGUGGGAAGAACCCUGAGCUCUCCGGCAGCCUGGCCUCGCUGUCCAAUGUGUCCUGCCUGUCCAACACACCUGCCCGCCCCAUCAACGGCAGCCACCUGGCCCUCCUGCAGCGCAUUUGUCCCCGCCUCUACUCUGGCCCCAACACCACCUAUGCCUGCUGCUCCCAGAAGCAGCUGGUGUCCCUGGAGGCCAGCAUGGCCAUCACCAAGGCCCUGCUGACCCGCUGCCCAGCCUGCUCGGACAACUUCGUGAGCCUGCACUGCCACAACACCUGCAGCCCCAACCAGAGCGUCUUUGUGAACGUGACGCGUGUGGUUCUGCGGGAGGAUGGCCAGCCCCCGGCCGUGGUAGCCUAUGAAGCCUUCUACCAGCGCAGCUUCGCUGAACAGGCCUACGACUCCUGCAGCCAGGUGCGCAUCCCAGCAGCCGCCACGCUGGCCGUGGGCGCCAUGUGUGGCGUCUAUGGCUCCGCCCUCUGCAAUGCCCAGCGCUGGCUCAAUUACCAGGGGGACACGGGGAAUGGUCUGGCGCCGCUGGACAUCACCUUCUACCUAUGGGAGCCCGGCCAAGCCACAGUGAGUGGUAUUCAGCCCCUGAAUGGGGAGAUCACUCCCUGCAACCAGUCCGAGGGCAACGGCACAACCGCCUGCUCCUGCCAGGACUGCGCCGCAUCUUGCCCGGCCAUCGCCCAGCCCAAGGCCCUGGAUGCGACCUUCCGCCUGGGCCGCAUUGACGGCGGGCUGGCCCUGAUCAUCAUCCUGUGCUCUGUCCUUGCUGUGCUCACUGCCUUCCUCACGGCACCCCGCCUACGUCCCUGCAGGAAAAUGGGGAGGAUGCCAGACCCCAAAGCCAGCCCCAGCUUCUCCAACAGGCUCAGCCUCUCCACGCACACCCUGCUCAACCGGGGCUUCCAGGGCUGGGGCACGUGGGUGGCCUCGUGGCCCCUGACAGUCCUGCUGGUGUCCACUGCCAUGGUGGCAGCUUUGGCUGGGGGGCUGGCCUUUAUGAAACUGACCACGGACCCCGUGCAGUUGUGGUCAGCCCCCAACAGCCAGGCCCGGAGGGAGAAGGAGUUCCAUGACCAGCACUUCGGCCCCUUCUUCCGGACAAACCAGGUGAUACUGACGGCACCUCACCGGCCCAGCUACAGGUACGACUCCCUGCUGCUGGGGCCCAAGAACUUCAGCGGGGUGCUGGACACUGACUUGCUGCAGGAGCUGCUGGUGCUGCAGGAGAGGCUGCGGCACCUGCAGGUGUGGUCGCCCGAGGAGCAGCGCAACAUCUCCCUGCAGGACAUCUGCUAUGCCCCUCUCAACCCGAGCAAUGCCAGCCUCUCCGACUGCUGCGUCAACAGCCUCCUGCAGUAUUUCCAGAGCAACCUCACGAGGCUGCUGCUCACUGCCAACCAGACACUCACAGGGCAGAUCUCCCAGGUGGACUGGCGGGACCACUUCCUCUACUGUGCCAACGCCCCCCUCACCUUCAAAGACGGCACGGCCUUGGGCCUGAGCUGCAUGGCCGACUAUGGAGCCCCGGUAUUCCCAUUCCUCGCCGUGGGCGGCUACAAGGGGAAGGACUACUCUGAGGCAGAGGCUCUGAUCUUGACCUUCUCCCUCAACAACUACCUUCCCGGGGACCCCCGGCUGGCUCAGGCCAAGCUCUGGGAGGCGGGUUUCUUGGAGGAGAUGCAAGCCUUCCAGCAGCAAAUGGCUGGCAUAUUCCAAGUCACAUUCAUGGCGGAGCGCUCCCUGGAGGACGAGAUCAGCCGGACCACGGCCGAGGACCUGCCCAUCUUCGCCAUCAGUUACCUGGUCAUCUUUCUGUACAUUGCCCUGGCUCUGGGCAGCUACACCAGCUGGAGCCGCUUAUUGGUGGAUGCCAAGGUCACGCUGGGCCUGGGCGGGGUGGCCGUGGUGCUAGGAGCCGUCCUGGCCUCUAUAGGCCUCUUCUCCUACGCGGGCGUCCCCACCUCAGUGGUGGUCCUUCAGGUGGUGCCUUUCCUGGUGCUGGCUGUGGGCGCCGACAACGUCUUCAUCUUCGUUCUGGAGCACCAGAGGGUGCCUCGGAACCCUGAGGAGGGUCUGGAGGCCCACAUCGGCCGGGUGCUGGGCAGUGUGGGGCCCAGCAUGCUGCUCUGCAGUGUCUCCGAGGCCAUCUGCUUCUUUCUGGGUGCCCUGACCCCCAUGCCCGCGGUGCAGACCUUUGCACUGACCUCCGGCCUUGCAGUGAUCCUGGACUUCCUGCUGCAGAUGUCGGCGUUCGUGGCCCUGGUGGCCCUUGACGCCAGGAGGCAGGAGACCUCCCGGCUGGACGGCUGCUGCUGCAUCCGCGCCAAGACGCCACCCCCGCCCUACCCGAACGAGGGGCUUCUCCUCCGAUUCUUCCAAAAGGUCUAUGCCCCGUUCCUGCUGCACCAGGUCACCCGAGUGGUUGUGCUGCUGCUGUCGCUGGCCCUGUUUGGGGCGUGUCUGUACUUCAUGUGCCACAUCAGUGUGGGGCUGGACCAAGAGCUGGCCCUGCCCAAGGACUCGUACCUGCUGGACUACUUCCUCUUUCUGAACCGGUACUUUGAGGUGGGGGCCCCGGUCUACUUCGUCACCACCGGGGGCUACAACUUCUCCAGCAAGGCGGGCAUGAACGCCAUCUGCUCCAGCUCCGGCUGCGACAGCUACUCCCUCACCCAGAAGAUCCAGUACGCUGCCGAAUUCCCUGAGCAGUCUUACUUGGCCAUCCCUGCCUCCUCCUGGGUGGACGACUUCAUCGACUGGCUGACACCGUCCUCCUGCUGCCGCCUUUAUGCCUUUGGCCCUCAUAAGGACGAGUUCUGCCCCUCCACCGUCACCUCGCUAGCCUGCAUCAAGAACUGCAUCAGCUUCACCCUCGGGACUGUGCGGCCCUCAGUGGAGCAGUUCAACAAGUACCUUCCCUGGUUCCUCAGCGACCUGCCCAACAUCAAAUGUCCCAAAGGGGGCCUGGCAGCCUACAACACUUCUGUGGACUUGGGCCCUGAUGGCCAGAUUUUAGCCUCACGCUUCAUGGCCUACCACAAGCCCCUGAAGAACUCGCAGGAUUACACGGAGGCCCUACGGGCAGCUCGGGCACUGGCAGCCAACAUCACCGCUGACCUGCGGAAGGUGCCAGGCACUGACCCGGCCUUCGAGGUCUUCCCCUACACAAUCACCAACGUGUUCUAUGAGCAGUACCUGACCGUGGUGCCUGAGGGGCUCUUCAUGCUCAGCCUCUGCCUGCUGCCCACCUUCACCGUCUGCUGCCUCCUGCUGGGCAUGGACCUGCGCUCUGGCCUCCUCAACCUCUUCUCCAUCAUCAUGAUCCUGGUGGACACCGUGGGCUUCAUGGCUCUGUGGGGCAUCAGCUACAAUGCUGUGUCCCUCAUCAACCUGGUCACGGCGGUGGGCAUCUCGGUGGAGUUUGUGUCCCACAUCACCCGCUCCUUUGCAGUCAGCACCAAGCCCACUCGGCUGGAGAGGGCUAAGGAGGCCACCAUCUCCAUGGGCAGUGCGGUAUUUGCUGGAGUGGCCAUGACCAACCUGCCUGGCAUCCUCGUCCUGGGCUUGGCGAAGGCCCAGCUCAUCCAGAUCUUCUUCUUCCGGCUCAACCUGCUCAUCACCCUGCUGGGCCUGCUGCAUGGCCUGGUCUUCCUGCCUGUCACCCUCAGCUACCUGGGGCCUGAUGUCAACCCAGCUCUGGUGCUGGAGCAGAAGCGGACAGCAGAGGUGGCUGCCACCAGGGUAGCUGCCUGCCCAAAGCACUCCUCCCUGACCUGCCCGGCCAACGGCACCUACAUCAAUGGUGGCUUUGAACAUCCUGCUGGGAACGUGGACCCAGGCACUGGUAGCAGCCCCCUGCCCCAGUGAGCAGAGCCCCGUCCAGGAUCCAGAGGACUGAGGGCUCCCAUGUGGACCCUGGCCUGUCUUCCCCUCAGAGCCUGGGAGUGGCUGUCCCUGUGGGAAAGCCCACCCUGGGACUCCUUCUGGCUGCCAGGUGCCCUAAGGGCCCCCCACCCUGGCGUCAGGCCCCUGGUUUCCAAGUCACACAAGCCUCGGUCAACACAGGCUUGCCUCGUCCUUCCUGGGACCUGGUUCUCGGGGCCCAGAAAGAGGCACACGCAUUGGCUGCAGACUCAGAGUAGCUGCCCACUUCCUGUGCAUUCCCCCACCCUGCCUCUACCCACUCUUCAGUGUCCCUGAGAAUACAGGGCAGGACCCCACCCCACAGGAGGCCCCGGAGGGGCUUCCUGCUGGUGGGGGUUGCAGAAUGUUCUGGAAAACAUUGGUCAUGGAUGGACCCUGAUAGGAAACGCUGCUCACUUUGGCCUUCAGCUCCAGUGACUGUCCAGUUGUUGCUGCCAGUGGAGCCACUCGUGGGUCGGCUCGGCAGUGAGCUCCCGGGCUGGGCCGCCUGCCCCCAGUUCUGUGCCCAGAGCGCCUCUGCAGCCUCAGAGCAGCCCCAGCAGAGCCUCCACAGAGAAGCGGGAACCAGGAGCACGCCUGCUCCGGGCCGUGCGAGUUGGUGCUUAAUAAAUGUCUGUGGGGCAGAUAUGGGGUUUAUGUCACAUGUCCUAUUCUGGAUGCCUCUGGGCUUGAGACACUUUUUGUGUCACACAAAUGACACCUGCAUGGCAGGGUGACUUAGGGGAUAUUAGACUGUGUUUUUCCCUUCCCUUUCCAAGAAAGGAGCUAGGCCCUUGUGAGCCUUUCCCUGGAAGUGCUUUCUGGAGCGGCCCCACUGCAGAGUGCUUCCCGGGAGCAGCCCGUGAGGGAGGCGACACCCAGACAACCUGUUGGAGAAGCAAGGUGCCCAUGGGGAGGGAGGGACCCCCUGUGCACAGCAGCAGCCCCCAGGAAGGUCUUGUGCAGGGACAGGGGUCAGAGUGCCAAGCACCAAGGCCUCCUCCAGAACUUUCUGCUGAGCUUGGGCUCCAGCUCUGUCCCUUCUUCCAUUGAGUGGGUUUGGCUGAGGAGCUGCUGUGACCUCAUGUGACGGGAGGACAUGCAAAGCAGAUGUGUUCGCGUGGGUCCACGUGCCACCCAGUGUCCUAGCUCAUGAACAGACCACUUCCAUCUGUCAGCUGCCCUGCCAGUGGACAACCAGAGGGUCCCACUGCUGCUCCACUGCAGCCCACAAGCACUACUUGGAAUUCCAGAGUCCCAGGAGCUCUGAAAACCUAGUUCAUUACUAUUUUCCUUUGGAAGUUUGGGACAAACUCAGCUGGUGGCAAAACCUGACAGGACCGGUUGUAUCUGCUGAUCCUCUUCACUAACAGGCUUUCCACAACCUUCUGCCCACGCGGCAUGAACAGCAUGCAUGUCAGGGCGUCAGCAAGUUUGGUGACUGGCUGCCGCCUGUGCUGGGGCCUCCCAGGCAUUGGGAUAGUAGGCCGAUGGGGCCCAGUCUCUAACAUGGUGUAAGGGUCAGGGGUCUUCCCAAAACACAUUCCACACUCUCAACUUCAACUCACCUCUGGGGUUGCAGGGAUGGCCCCUGCGCAAUGUGCACAUGCGUGUUCGUCUCCUGUUGGCAUGUGAGAGAGUCACGGGCAGGCACAGGCAGCUGGCAGCUGGCCAUUGGCAGGGGCUCUCUGGGGCCUGGCACACAACGCCUCCUCUUGCUUUUGGGGAGGAAGGGGAGCAUUAUGGCUGAUGGCCACUUUUGAAAUACAUUAAAAACAUUUUUAGCACAGUCUUAGAUUUACCAAAAAUUGCAAAGAUAGGACAGAGUUCCUAUAUGCACCAUGCCCAGCUCACCCUGCUAACAUGUUGCACAAGUGUGGGGCAUUCAUCAGCGUGCAAUCAGUGAACCAAUAGUGAUAAUUACUAAUUGAAGCCUUUACUUUAUGGUUCUCCUCUUUCAGCUUUUUCCUGUUGCAGGACCCUGCUUAGGACACUGUGUGACGUUCAGGCAUCAUGUCUCUGGAAGCUCCCGUGGGGGUGACAGUUUGUUGGACUGUUUUUGAUGACCUGACAAUUUGGAAGGCUGUUCAGGUGUCCUUCCCAUGGGCUUUCUCUGGUGUUUCUCUCCUGGCAGGAUGGGGUUAUGGGCUUUGGGGAAGAGAACCACAGGGACAGAGUGACUGUCUCAGCUCAUCGUGGUGAG